Molecule: messenger RNA, 801 nt
Organism: Trametes versicolor FP-101664 SS1
Lineage: Eukaryota; Fungi; Basidiomycota; Agaricomycetes; Polyporales; Polyporaceae
Exons: 1
Molecular function (GO): nucleic acid binding; RNA-DNA hybrid ribonuclease activity
Source: RefSeq, a predicted model, not a curated record
AUGGUGAGGGCGGCUCGUAAGUAUGGGGUUGGGCUAUCUGUACAUGAAGCCUCCGAAGGUCUGAAAACCGCGCUGCCGGCGUGGGCUCAUCCGGCACUGGUGUCGAACAGACUGCAAACAAACUCGCCGUCAGCUAAGUGCCUGCGCGAGCGACACGGGGUGCUCACUGUCGGGGACUGCCUGCGGGUAGCACGCCGCCUAUACCCCCAGCCAGGCCCUCUGGCCGCGCUGCACUCCUCUGGAGCUCGCUGCCGAUGCGACGACUGCUGCGAAGACCGUGAGGCCCACGGCUGUGCCAAUCCGCCGCGCUGCGCGACGCUCGCAGAUGCAAUGCUGCGGCAGAUCUCCCCGAAGUGGAGGCCGGGCCCGAUCUCGCCUAAAACGGACGGCCCGGCCGCUGCGACGCGAGGCGCCCCCGGGGCGGCCGGACUCACGGGCGGCAGUACCCCUUUUGGACUGCCACGGGCCACUGCCCUCCCUCUAUCCAACGCCCUGCGCGUCUUCACCUGCGGCCACGACGACCCUCCCGCUCCUCCCUCUGUCGCUGAACUCGGAGCGCCUCCUCCUCCUCUGCGUACUAGCCUGGAGUGGACCCAUGCGUUCACGGAUGGGUCGUGCGUGACGACGGCUGGGGGGACGGCCGCUGCAGGCUCGGGUGUCUGGUUCGGUCUCGACGACGCGCGCAACACCGCGGCGCGCGUGCCUGGAGCAGAACAGACGAACAACGCGGCCGAGCUCCAUGCUGUCGCACUCGCUGCUGAAAUCGCACCCGCUGGCGCCCCGCUAGCGAUCAAAUCGGAC